Molecule: messenger RNA, 4045 nt
Organism: Syngnathus acus (greater pipefish)
Lineage: Eukaryota; Metazoa; Chordata; Actinopteri; Syngnathiformes; Syngnathidae
Product: retinitis pigmentosa 1-like 1 protein
Exons: 11
Coding region: 178-1368 (396 amino acids)
Biological process (GO): homotypic cell-cell adhesion; T cell extravasation; positive regulation of neutrophil extravasation
Source: RefSeq, a predicted model, not a curated record
AACCUUCCUCCUUCCAAUCGAGACAAAAGAAGGAGAAAGGCGAGGGGAGAAGCUCAUCGCAGAAUUUUUGGAAACGGCUACCAGAACACAGACACACACGCACACACCCUUCCGAACCUCUGCACCUCAUUGUCUACCACAACCCGGUGCAUUCGAACCGCUGGAAGCUGCGUUCCAAUGAUGUCAUACCUGUGGAUCCUGCUGAUCUCUGGAGCCUUGUUGGCUGGACUUGCUAACACACAAGAUGACGUGGCCCCAACAGAGGAUGCUGACGUCCAUUCAACCUUGCUGCCCGAAAUUGUAGAGCAUUUCAACUCCGAGGCUGUUGAGGAACUAGUACCAGAAAGAGAACCUGAGCCAACUGAAGCUGGACCACAUGAAGAAGGAACUCCAGCUGAAGGGGAAGCACAGCCGGACGCUGUAUCCCAGGCAGAACCGGAACCAGAGGAUCUUGGAGAAGAAGAAUCACAAGCAGAUCCUACUGCCGAUGAAGAACCAGGAGCAACUACCGAAGGAGAAGCGGAGGUGGCUCCGGAAGAGGAAGAACCAGCAGCUCCAGAAGAAGACCAAGAGGCGACAGCUCAACCAGAACAAGAGGCUGACGCAGAAGAAGAACCAGAGGCUGCAGAGGAACCAGAACCUACAGUAGAACCAGCAGCUGAACCAGAACCAGAUGCUGGAGCAGAAGCAACAGGCGAACCAGAAACAAAGACUCCAGUAGAACCAGCUGCUGAACCCGAACCAGAGGCUGCAGCAGAACCAGCAGAAGAACCAGAAGCUACUGAAGAAGUAACUCCAUCACCGCAAGGUCCUGCGGCUGGUCCAGAUGAUCCAGAAUCUGCACAUGACAUUGCCGAUGUGGAUGAAGAACCUAGCGCCGGCGCUGAUGUAACUCAUGCCCACGAUGAGCACGGCUCCGAAGAUGAAGGCACAGCAGGAGCCGAUGCAGCUGUGCCACAUGACGAGUCAGCUCACGCGGGAGUGGAGGUGGACGUUGGCACCGAUAUAAAGCCCCAAGUCCCUUCAGAUGGAGGCUUGAACUUGGAAGAUGCUCUGUCACAAAGCGACGCGCAGGACACGCCAGCCCAUUCGGGGAGGAGCAAGAGUGCCGGAUCAGUGGCACAUGUUGCUGAAGCCACAGGAGAAGCUGCUGAUGCUGAAGAAUCCGGCUCGGGCUUCUUGGCGGCAAUUUUGUGUGCGGUGGGUGUUGCCGUUGCGGGAGCGGGCACUGCAUACUAUACCUACCACAGGAAGAAACUCUGCUUUAAGAAUUUGCAUGAGGAAGACCCCGAGGCCGCACGCAAGGUCGACGCAGGCGAGGCUCAGUCGGACCCUCAAGUCCUUAGCAACCUGCUGAACUCUUCGUAGAGCAGAGCUGAUCACGUGACACGACUAGGACCAACCAGUCAAGCAAAGUGGCAAGCUCACUGAUCUGAGGCUUUCUCCACUGUGGAGGCGCAUUACUGUGAGGCCCCCAUUUGGGGCUGUGUGUGUGUGUGUGUUUGUGCGUGCAUACGUGUGUAUUCAUUAGCAUAGUAUGUGGGUAAAGCAACAAAGCAAUUUGAUUAGCAAUGACAAUUGGCCAGACAUUUGUUUGUCCAAACUUCUCAUGGCCGAAAUACUUUUUCUAACUUUACUGACACACGUCCAUUCAUUUAUAGGAAUUGAAAAAAACAACAACACUGUGACUGAUCUCUUUUUUCAUGUCAAUUUUAUUAUUGUAUGUUGACAGGGUUUAACUAUUUAAAACCAGCCACGAUUUACACACAGUUGAAAUGACAUAAUAAUUAAUAAUUUAAAUACAACCCCAACAAAUUGAUUAAAAAAAACAAACAAACGUUAAGUGGCGUGCGUAUGCUUUCUACCACAUAAAGAUCAGCGAUUGGGGUGCAAAAAAAAAUCUAAAUAUUAUCAGUAUGUGUGUGCAGAGUGGACUUGCAUCUGUAUAGCAAUUGAAGUCGUCAGUGGAUGGAAAGUGGGAAGUUCUCAUGAUGUGUGGGAAUCUGGUAAAGAGAUUAGAAUAGGCACUUAAGUCAGGAAAUUCUUGUCUUGAGGUAUAAAAUACUGUAAAUAAACGAAUGAUAAAAAACAAAAACAUGAAUUAAUCCCUUUGCUGCAAAACAGCGUGCCUCUAUCAAAAAGAAAUUUUAAUCUGGGUCUUGAUUUACAACUAUUUGCGACCCUUAUUUAGCUGACUUUGGGAACCGUGCCUACAAGGAGCAUCAGUAUCAAGGCUGAUUUAAGUUCUAACCAAGAUGUUUGGCACAAGUGGUUGAGGAUUGUGGAUUGAUGGACAAUAAAAAAAAAAGCGGCUGUCAUCAUUGAAACACUUUCCAUUGCGUGGAUUUGUGUCCUAAUACAUUUACUCAGUUAGGUGUACUUUAGGAGCUAUUCAAAAGUCCAUAUCACAUUUUAGUGGCUGAAGCCAAGUGUCACUGUGAGAUUUGUAUUUAGAUGCUGUCAGUUGAGUGCCUUUCACUGUCCCAGUCUGGCUUGCCCCGUGUACAGACGCACUGAAUGUCUCCAGAACAUCCACUCUUCAUCGAGAUGCUCAUUUUAAUGGCUCAAAGUAUCCUUUUUAUGUUCUCACAAGCCACAAUUUAAAAGGUUCACCAACACAGUGGACUCUGCAGCGUGAGAAAUAUUGACUUUAAUUGCCAUUUAAAAUCACCGUUGUACCAUUUUGAGCAGGAAAAAAGAAUUUCAAAUGAAAGUCACAUUUGUAUACCCAAAUUUAAAUCACAUCCAGCUAAUCUUGUGGCUUGUGAGUGCAUUGUACAAUGUGGCUCUUUAUUCUGUUCAAGCCAGCUGUCUUUUUCUCUAAUAAUCACCUUUUUUUUCAAUGUAAAUCCUAUCCAUUGUGUUUAGUGAGGGGCCUCAGACUGAUUGUUUUUGAAUAGCGUGUAGCACCUUUAGUGAUUGUUAUUGUGGAAACUUGCCUAAAAAUGAGGUGCUGCGAUGUUAAUGAUUUACUUAGUAUCGUAGCACAAACUGCUAACAUCUGAAUGUCUUUUUUUCUUCUGUUGCCUUACAGUUGCUGUGUUCCCUUUAAAUCUUGUUUGCUGCUUAAUGGUUGAAUAGAAAUAAAAUAAAAAAAAUAAUGCCACACAGCUCAAAUGCUGUACAUGACAGAGGCUGUGACUAACAGUCUAGCCACAAUUAUUUGUAGUAUCGGAAGAAUAUUAAUGACGAUGAAUGAGCUGGACGGCUGCAGAUUGCCCUGUCGAAGUGUAAAAUACCUUGAUUAAAAUUGCAAUAACAAGGGAUGGGCUAAUUUCAGUACAUUUCCAAAUCAUCUGAUGAGUAACACAUCUAAUUGUGUUUAUUGUAUUUAAAUUAUUUUCAAACGGACUUAAACUGAGAUAUACUGUAGACACAAGGUGUGACCAAGAGCUGUUAAUCAUUUUGCUGUGCCUUGGGGGGGGACCUCAUUUGGUUUUUAAUUGAAUGUUGUGGUGAAGAAAAAUACACCAGUUUUGCAACACUCCGUCUUACACAAGUCACGCUAGCAAUGUAGCAGCCGCGACUACUUGUUUACAGUGCACGUUAUGUACGGUGGUGGCAUGUCUCAUGCUCGAGGUAUGUCUUCGAUCAUAGAUUCGAAGGGGCGAAGGAAGAAGUAACUUAAGAAAGGUUAUAUUUGAAUCUUACUGCAUUAUAGCAAAGUCCUCCUUUAAUUUUCAAUUCCCAAUGAUUAGUGAAUUGAUUAAGCCCAUCCCUAAAUUCCAAUGAUACAUUUUGAACAAAACUACAGGCAAAAAUGUACUUUUCAAGCUGUCAAGCAAAAACAUUUGGCUUUAUUAUUACAUCAUCAGUGGACCGCUCCUGCCUUAUAAGCACAUCUUGAUUAUCUUGAUUAUGAGAAGCAACAAGGUUAUGAACACAAAUCUCAAAUUUCCUUUAAAAAUAUUGCGACAUAUCAUUUCUUUUCUAUGGCUAUUCAGUGUGUUUUUUUUAUUGUAGAAAUUGUAGACUUCCUGUUCGUCAUCAAGCACUUGUGGUGUAAAUAAUGUUGAAAAGUUGAAUUAAACAAGCAGUUUCGGUG